AUGUCUUCGGCUACAAACUCGGCCACCGUCUACGGUGGAGACGAAAUCAAUGCUAUUGUCUUGGACGGUGGGUCUUACACCACCCGAAUUGGGUACUCCGGCGACGACUUCCCCAAGGUCAUCCAGAACUCUUACUAUCUGAAAACUCCAACGAAAACGCUUUUUGGUGGAGAUAUGGAGCUCCCCAGACUGAACCAGGAGGUCAUUCCCAUCAUGAAGGAAAGCAUCAUUAACGACUGGGAAGGUGCUCUUGCCAUGUACAAGUAUUACUUUGACGAUGUGUUGAAGAUUGACUACCAGGAACAGCCAAUUUUGAUCACCGAGCCAGUUUGGACAACCAAGGAUUACAGGCAGCAACUCGUGGAGACUUUUUACGAGGAAUUCAACUUUCCAGCCUUGUACUUGGCCCGUACGCCAGCGUGCGUUUCGUUUCAGCAGGGAAGACUGAGUUGUUUGGUAGUAGACAUUGGCCAUGAUCAGGUCAGUGUAGUGCCUGUUGUGGAUGGAAUUUGCUUGCUCAAGAACUCCAUGAAGACCAACUACGGUGGACACUACUUAAAUGAUCAGAUCCAGGAUACCUUGAAGUCAAAAUACCUGGAUUUGUCCUUGGUACCCAAGUAUAAGGUCAAGGACAAGACUGCCACCGUGUAUCCUGAAAAGGCAGAAUACGUGGAACGUAGCUUGCCAGAAAACAUCACCAAGUCAUACGACCAGUUUCAGGAGGAGAAGAUCUACACAGAGUUCAAAGAGCUCUUGUUGGAGGUUCCAGAAAAGAAGAUGAACAGCUCCAAUGCGCAGCAUAUGGCAUCGGUGAAGGAGCUCUACGGACAGGAUGAUUCCAAGCGUAUGAUUGAAUUCCCAUCAGGUCAGUCACUUGAGGUAUCGAUGGACAGGUUCCGAUUGGCCGACGCCUUGUUCGAUCCAGCUGCCUACCCAUUUAAGGACUCCCAGCUUGCAGAAAAAUAUCCGAAGAACAAUGGAGAGCUCUCCAUCAGCAGUCCUUAUGACGACUAUAGACCGUUAAAGCGUGCCAGAAAGGCAGAGUCCGGUCAGUCCACGCCUACACCAGCACCUGAAAAUGGAAAUGCCAGCACCGUCCGUGGCCUCAGUCAGAUGAUCUCACAUGCAAUUGCUUCAGUGGACAUUGACUUGCGAACAUCAAUUGCACACAACAUUAUCAUCACUGGUGGAGUUUCGCUAAUUCCACAGUUGACGGAGAGAUUGCACACGGAGUUGCUGAACCUGAAUCCAGGGUUGAAGAUCCGACUCCAUGCGAUUGGAAAUGCCAAUGAGAGAACGAACCAGGCAUGGAUUGGAGGCAGUGUGCUCGCUUCUUUGGGAACAUUCCACCAGAUGUGGGUGACGAAGGCAGAGUAUGACGAAGCAGGUGUUGACCGGAUUUUCACGCAAAGAUUCAGAUAA
Molecule: messenger RNA, 1422 nt
Organism: Sungouiella intermedia
Lineage: Eukaryota; Fungi; Ascomycota; Pichiomycetes; Serinales; Metschnikowiaceae
Source: the annotation of a GenBank genome assembly